AUGAACGGCGCCAUUAGAGCGCUCUAUAUUUACGACGAGCACAAUGUACCAAUUCUAGAACAUGUGUAUCGCUCUCGGCCGCCCUCCGCAUCCUCUCUCAUAUGGCACUUCCUGGCACACCCCGCACCACGUCCCUCGUUACUGUACCUCACAGAGACCUCACCUGCCGUGACUGUAUUUUCAAUAUCACAUUCAAAUCUACUAUUUCUUUCUCCGAGCGAUGUUGACACCGAACCCCUCCUUGUCCUCGAAUUCCUUCAUAGAGUCGUCGAUGUGCUUGAGGAGUUCGUGGGGGCUCCUCUGUUGUCGACCAAGCUACAAUCGAACUACGAUGUAGUCGCACAGCUACUAACGGAAAUGUGCGAUGCGGGCUUGGUUAGCAAUACUGAAAUCAAUGCCCUUCAAGAAAAUGUUGAGACUGCGGGUUGGAUGAACAAGUUCCUGGGAGGUGUCGGGUUACCACGCGCGGCAUCUCCGAGUACAGCCUCUGUCAACCCGCUCAAACCGCAAUUGCCUAAUUCUAGGGCUGCAUCGGCUUUGGGGCCAGCUAUACCGUGGCGGCGGCCUGGCGUGCGCCAUACAUCGAAUGAGAUAUACGUUGAUAUAAUUGAAAGCCUGUCCGUAACAAUAGCUCCAUCCGGACGAUUACUUUCUGCGUUGGCUUCCGGCACAAUAGCAUUCACAGCAAAAGUGUCUGGUGUCCCUGAUCUUCUACUAUCCCUCACAACGCCAGGGGGGCAACGAGCGAUAGAUCAGAAAAUGCGACUACCCGUGUUUCAUCCUUGUGUUCGUCUUGCGCGUUGGAGAGAGCGACCUGGGGAGCUGAGCUUUGUGCCUCCGGAUGGAAAGUUUAUACUCGCUGGAUAUGAAGCCGACCUCCUCCCAAUAGAUCCAAGCAUUGACGAGCCGCCGAGACAUAUGGAGAAGUUAUUUUUACCGGCAUUUGUUGCUGUAGAGAAAUCAUUAGGACCAAGCGGGAAAGAUUUUGAGGUUCGUUUGACUCUCAACACAAGCUUCCCGGGCGUCCGACAAGCCAAUACCGGACGUACUGGUUCUGGGAGCUCGACACCCUCCUUUUUAGGAGGCGGGAGCAACAGUGGUACCCCAUCACUUCCUGUCCUCGACGAAGUGAUUGUUCACGUGCCUAUUCCCCAGGCAGUCCGAAAUAUAACAGAUAUGCGCCCAAGUAGAGGUGAAGCAGAUUAUUCACCUGGUGACGACUAUCUCGAAUGGCGAAUAUACACCAAAGAUAGUGGAUCGGUAUCCGGCACGGCGACGUUACGUUGCACAGUCGUUGGCUAUCAUGAUGAUUUAGACGAGACCGAAGCAGAGAUUGCAGCUGGUCAAGAACUGUUACAAGGCUACUAUGAUGCCGAUUCAUAUCAACAAGACCCUACAACAUACACAUCCGAGUCAUACCCUACAGGGAAAUCUUCCAAACCGCGAAAACCGAAAUCCACGAAAAUGAAGAAAAAGAAACCGAAAUCAAAAAAGACUUCUGCAGCCAAUGCCGCCGUCGAGGGACAAUCGACUUUGACACCUGACAAACCGAAUUCAUCCCAGACUUCCACACCACCUCCUUCUACCACCGCACAUUCUACGAAUAACCCACCUUUCAAGGAAAGCGCCUCCCGUAAAGAACAGAUCCAUUCAGCUCUUAUGCCCAAAUCCGCCACUGUCUCUUUCUCAGUAAAAGGGUGGCUACCUUCGGGUAUCCGAGUGGACAGUAUAAAUAUUGAUCCACGGAAAAGCCGGGGUUUGGGUGAGGGUGUACGGCCUUAUAAAGGUGUGAAAUAUCUUUGUGUAAGUCGAAGGGGUAUUGAGAGUCGUUUCUAG
Talaromyces stipitatus ATCC 10500 is the source of this 1836-nucleotide messenger RNA. RefSeq names its product AP-3 adaptor complex subunit mu, putative. Gene Ontology annotation, biological process: endocytosis; intracellular protein transport. Gene Ontology annotation, cellular component: cytoplasmic vesicle; clathrin adaptor complex. The coding region runs from base 1 to 1836 and encodes 611 amino acids. The record is from RefSeq and is a predicted model, not a curated record. NCBI's taxonomy places the organism in Eukaryota, Fungi, Ascomycota, Eurotiomycetes, Eurotiales, Trichocomaceae. The transcript is spliced from 3 exons.